Bradysia coprophila is the source of this 961-nucleotide messenger RNA. RefSeq lists its product as uncharacterized. The record is from RefSeq and is a predicted model, not a curated record. Lineage: Eukaryota; Metazoa; Arthropoda; Insecta; Diptera; Sciaridae.
GCAUGCCCAAAUUCAGUCUCAUGUGUAGUAUAGAUGUAGUCGGACGAUUUGUCGCAGUAAAAAAUUAUGUUUCUAAACGUUCUACUCUCUACAUUCGGUAUCGCGUUGCGUGGAAUUGACACAAGAUUCAAUUAUGUGGACUCCAACUUUGUCAGCACAUUAAGUGCAUCCCAAACCGAAAUUUUACCUACUCAAUUUCCAGCAGUGACAACACUACCAACACCAACACAAAAAUCACAGAAGCUUGAGGAAAUAACUUCAGUAUCAGGGAAAACAAGUAUACCGCUGCCAGAAACUAAAACAAACCAAACUUGCCAAUCGGGGUACACUGGUACAUUUCCGCAUUGCCAACCAGAAAAAUGUCGACAUCCUACUAUGGGAGUCUAUCCUAAUUGCUUCGUUCCACCAUGCCCGCCUCGAUAUUCAGGAACAUAUCCGGCAUGCAAAAGGCCCACAGAUCAAAUUUGUCCUUUUGGAUCGACGGGCUCGUUUCCCAAUUGUGUAGUGUCCAUACAAAAUUGCCCCGACGGAUCCAUUUGUGACGAUAUGAUUUUAAUACCAUUAUUACAAACGUCAACACAGGCCCCGGUAACACCGACUGAACAUCAACUAACCGAUGGUGAUAAAAAAGAGUGGGAAGACUUUAAACGGAAUUUUAACAAAACACAUACCAAUCAGACUAAUGAAGAACAUCACCGACAAAUUUUCCUUCAAAACCAGGAAAUUGUUAAAGUUCACAAUAAACGCUUCGAACAGGGCUUGGAAACGUACUCGUUGGCCAUAAAUCAAUUCAGUGAUCAGACCUGGGACGAAUUAUUUGGUGUGGAUUCAAUCAAAGAAUUGGACAAUCAUAAGGUAAAUGACAUCCAUACAUCCUACACUGUAACUGAAAGUGUGAAAAACGAAGCGGAAACAGUGAGCAGUGAACGGUGAUAUGGGGGAUAAAAAGAAAAAAUUACAA